Messenger RNA from Drosophila ananassae, 687 nucleotides. RefSeq lists its product as uncharacterized. The coding region runs from base 1 to 687 and encodes 228 amino acids. The record is from RefSeq and is a predicted model, not a curated record. Lineage: Eukaryota; Metazoa; Arthropoda; Insecta; Diptera; Drosophilidae. The transcript has a single exon.
AUGCGUAUCCUGCGCCAGGUUGCCGGAAUCUUUAGCCACUGGCUGCAGCACCGCUACCCUAUGGUGGCUCUCGGCUGCUUUGCUACUAUCCUGGUCACCUUCGUCCUGAAGAUAUGCUUGGCCACUGAACGCGAUCUCAUUUUCUGGCGCGACAUUCUCAUCGCCAUCUUCGAGGACGCCAUCCUGCUGCCGGUGGUGGUCCUUAGCUUCUCUGUGGCCUGGAAAAUCUUCCUGGUGGCCUCGUUCCUGGCCUUCAAUUGUUUCCCUCACAAUUGGGUAAAGACUCGCAUGGACGAGCGCCGUCGCAUGCAGUUUGCCGACUUCAUUGUCCGUCGGUUGCUCCUUCAACUGGAGCUGACCAGCCGGCGACUGCCCCUGUCCGAAGCGGAUGUGGAUCUAUCCGAUCCCUUCGUCCGGCAGAGCUACGAACGUGCCCGGGAAGCCGGCUAUCGGGCGGUGGAGAUCUUUCGGCGAGAUGCCAAGGCUGUCCUGGAGAAGAAAUCUCCCGACUCCAGUGCCUUGGAGGGUCCGCAUUAUUUCGUCCUUGAGGAGGAGCAGCGGGCCCUGCAGCGUCAUGGCUAUGGUUCCAUUAAUCUUCGUGUUACAGAAAGUGUGCUGCAGCAGAUACUGAGUCCUUUAGAAUGUGGCUACUGCGACAUUUUGGCCAAAAAAUCAAAGUUACUGUAA